This is a messenger RNA of Elgaria multicarinata webbii, 729 nucleotides long. RefSeq names its product crystallin beta B1 (gene CRYBB1). The transcript has 5 exons. Gene Ontology annotation, molecular function: structural constituent of eye lens. Lineage: Eukaryota; Metazoa; Chordata; Lepidosauria; Squamata; Anguidae. Gene Ontology annotation, biological process: visual perception; lens development in camera-type eye. The record is from RefSeq and is a predicted model, not a curated record. The coding region runs from base 1 to 699 and encodes 232 amino acids.
AUGUCAGAAAGUGCAAGGGCCGUUCCACCGGACAGGAAAGAGAAGCUCAGCCCCACCCCAUCCACGAACUCAUCCCCCGACUCCAACGGCCAGGGCGAAGAGGCCUCAGCGGAACCCUUCCGAGUUGUCGUGUUUGACCAGGAGAACUUCCAGGGCCAGCGGAGGGAAUUCACCGGCGAGUGCUUGGACCUGGGGGAGCAGGGAUUUGACCGGGUGCGCAGCGUCAUCGUCUCCUCUGGACCAUGGGUAGCCUAUGAGCAGUCCAACUUCCGCGGCGAGAUGUUCGUUUUGGAGAAAGGCGAGUACCCGCGAUGGGACACCUGGUCCAGCAGCUGCCGUAGCGACUGCUUCCGGUCCAUGCGGCCGGUUCGAAUGGAGGCACAGGAGCAGAAAAUCCUCCUCUUCGAAAGCGCCAAAUUCAAGGGGAACAAGAUGGAAAUCCAGGAAGACGAUGUGCCGAGCCUCUGGGUACACGGCUUCUGCGGCCGCGUGGGGAGCGUGAAGGUGCCCAGUGGAAUCUGGGUGGGAUACCAGUACCCUGGCUACCGGGGCUACCAGUAUCUCUUUGAGAGAGGAGACUUCGGACACUGGAACGAGUGGUCGGCCUUCCAGCCGCAGAUCCAGUCCAUCCGACGUGUCCGGGACAUGCAGUGGGUGCCCAAGGGGUCCUUCUUUGCCCCAGAGAGCUCUCCCAACUGAGCGGGCCCUUUCUGCCGAGUGCUUGGGCUG